AUGUUGAACAAGCUUCCAGACUCUAUUGUUCAUCACAUUCUUUUCUUUCUCCACAUAAAAGACCAUUCACGACUCAGCUGCGUAUCACGAAGAUGCAGAGACUUAUGCAUAUCCACUCCAUAUGUGGCUUUGAGCAACACGAAUUACACUAUAACUGAAAUAUCUCGUCGAUUUCGCUUCAAUAACUUUGUCGAUAGGUUCAUGUCUCGCCGCAAUUGGCAUGGCACUAAGUUACACACCUUUGUUCUCCAUUGGUGUUUCGAACUACCCCUUACAGACGAGGCAUACAGAGUCGACACAUGGUUGUCCCAUGCAGUGAAUUCAGGCGUACAAAGAAUUCAACUUGAUCUCUCUGGAACUGAACGCUUUCCCUUGCCACAAUUUAUUCUUAGUUGUAAAUCCAUGAGUUUUCUCUCGGUCAAGAACAACAACAGCAUUCUCAAAUUACCCUCUACAUCAUCAGCUGGCCGUGACAUCAAUACUACUCUACAGAUUUUAGUUUUAGAUUAUCUUCAAAUCGAAGACGACUUUUUUGGAGAAUGGCUGUCACAAUUCAAGUCCCUCAAGAAAUUGAUUACAAGAAUAAGCAGAAUAAAGAGAAUAUCCUUAGUUGGUUGUGGUAUUGAUACUUCGCUCCAAACAUUAGUUUUAGAUUCUGUUCAAAUUGAAGAAGAGGACUACUUUGGAGAAUGGCUUUCACAUUUCAAGUCCCUCAAGGAAUUGAAUCUUACAAGAAUAAGAGGAAUAAAGAGUAUGAGUAUCCACAACUCGUCCAUUGAUGGGUUAGCAAUUAAAUAUUGUGAUGACCUUGUGGAUAUUAGUAUCUUUGCAGAGAAACUCCGAAAACUUCAUAUAAUUUGGCAUCCUCAUAAUAAAUCUUCUAGCGUUGGAUCAUUGAAAAUUUUGGCUCCUAAUCUUGAAGAUUUUCGUUGGGGUGGACAUGUCGUGGAUUACUAUUGCAUAGAGGAUUUCUCAAGUAAGUUGAAUCUCAUAAUUGCUCUCAGGUUAUCUGAUCAAUUAUACGAAUCUUCAACCACGUACUAUUUGCAUAAGAUUCUUUGUAGCAUGCAAAGGGCCAAAGUCCUAUCACUACGGGAUGAGUUUGUUGAGGUUUUGUUUAAGUAUGGUUGCUUGCCAUAUUCAUUUGAUAAUUUAGAGUAUUUGACUAUAGUACGAAUGUCUUCCUUUGAAGACAAGAUUCCAGCAGUAUCCUCCCUUCUUAGAGAAACAAGAAGUCUAAAGUGGCUUUUCUUAUUAAACGACACGAAGGUGCCUUCAAAGAAGCUCUCAUUUAAAUUGGAAUAUUGGGAAUCUCAAGACCUCAUGUUUAUUAAUCAACUGAAAGGUAUAGUUAUGGAGCUUUCCAAUCGGGGGAGUGAUGUAGAACUAAUGAAAUAUUUACUCAAGAACACAAAAGAAUUGGAAAGGGCGAUCAUCAUAUAUCCACAAACAGUGCCAACAAAUCUCAUUAUUGAGUUAAGAAAGUACAAGACACCUCCCACAGAAUUGGUUUGUUAUCACAAAUCAUCAAAAUUUGCACGUCAAAUACGCAACAGACAUUUUGACAUUUAG
Quercus lobata is the source of this 1572-nucleotide messenger RNA. RefSeq lists its product as uncharacterized. The transcript has 3 exons. NCBI's taxonomy places the organism in Eukaryota, Viridiplantae, Streptophyta, Magnoliopsida, Fagales, Fagaceae. The record is from RefSeq and is a predicted model, not a curated record. Gene Ontology annotation, molecular function: protein binding. Bases 1 to 1572 code for a protein of 523 amino acids.